ACUCCUCUCAAGGUGAUGAAGCCAGUAGGUUCGUUUGUCCGGUGACGCUUAUUUCAGAAUAAUAAAAAAAUAUAAAAAUAAUAUGUUAUAGCAGUUAAAAAAUAAAAAGUAAAAUGAGCAAGAGCGAGAAAAAAUACAUGCCGUUUAUGCGCCAGCGUCCAUCGUCGGUUUUGCUCUGAUAGUCGGCAACUUAAUCAUGACACCCAUGGUGGAUACACUUGGCAGAAAAAAGUCCCAUUUGCUUACAAUCUUACCCAACAUGACAGGCUGGUUUAUGCUGCUCAUGGUGAACAGCGUUGCGGGACUGAUUACAGCAAGAUUCCUUCAGGGUGUCGCUAUGGGCAUGCUCGGACCUUUGGGGUCUAUUAUCAUCAGCGAAAUGACAGACCCGAAAAAUCGAGGAGCUUUCCUCACCAGUGUCUCGCUCUCCCUAACGAUUGGUGUCCUGUUUUCCCAUGCAUUAGGGGCUUAUUUUAGUUGGCAACAGAAUGCAUUGAUCUGUUCAUUUAUCACUUUUACCAGCUUGCUUCUGAUCAUCUACACACCUGAAUCGCCGUCGUGGCUGAUAGCAAAAGGGCGUUACGACAAGGGAAGCGAGAUAUUUUUCUGGUUGAGAGGACGUGAUAGGGAGCAGGAGUUGGAGUUGGAAGAUAUGAUCGCAGCUCAGAAAUCGGCCAGGAAAUCGAGUGUCGGUGACCAGAAGCAGCCCAUCGGCACACGGAUUAGGCGUUUGCUUAGUUAUCUAAGGGAAACGUCAAAAAAACCGGAGUUUUACAAACCUAUCAUAAUAAUGUUUUUAUUGUACACUAUGUUCCAAUUCGCUGGCAUAAACGUCAUAAGUUCCUAUGUGAUAGAUAUCGUGCAUCAGUUGGUCGGGCCAGGGGUAAACGCCAAGUUGAUUAUGGUUGCACUGGACAUUGAGAGAUUGGUUUGCAAUAUACUUGCCGUGUUUUUAAUGAAGACCAUGAAACGGAGGACGUUGUUGUUUAGUAGCGGCGCCAUCUGUGUUCUUUCGUACCUUGGGAAGGCGGGUUACGCUUAUAGCAAAGCGAACGGUUUACUUCAUCCACCGUUCGACAACCAAUGGAUACCACUUAUUCUUAUAGGCUCUUACAUGUUUUCCCUUACUGUCGGUAUAUCGUCCAUACCUUUCACAAUAUCCGGGGAAAUAUUUCCCCUUGAAUAUCGGGGAUUGGGAGGUGGAAUCAGUGUUUUAGCACUAUCUUUAAAUUUCUUUGUCGCUGUAAAGUCCUUCCCAAUGUUAAACCUUGCGGUGGGCCUCCCAUGGACUUAUUGUUUGUACGCUGGCGUUGUGGUGGCCUGUCUGUCCGUCAUUUACUUCAUGUUGCCGGAAACUAAGGACAGGACUCUGCAAGACAUUGAGAACAGCUUCCGUGGAUGGACUGCGGAAGACUAUAGAAGUGCACAGCCAUUGAACGGGAAAUCCAUCGUCGAGAUGCGGAGAUGCAGCUCUCAUAUACUUUAUUAGAAUAUUCUUUAGAAAAUUAUGAGACUGGAUGUAAUUUUUUUGAAAUAGCUUCAACUAAUUGUGUAAUAUUGUAAUAUUAUAAAAAAACCUUGUAAUACGGCAUAAUAUGUAUUUAUUCUAAGUAGUAAUAUCGUAAUAAUAGUCUUCAAAAUUUAGCUUGUAAGAGCACAGUGUUUGUUGCAGAGUGUGAAAGGCCAAAUUCUCGCAAAAUGGCCGCGCGUGCAUUGUACAAUAUUCACAUAUUCAUAUUUUUCUUUGCUUUACUAAUGUUUCUUUCUCAGACAGAAGAAUUAUUUAAUUGGUCUGAGGUCCUCCGUCAACUUUAUAGGGAUUUUUAACAAAACUCUUCCUGCGUUUUAUUUGUGUUAUAUAUUGUGUAAGUAUAUUGAAAGUGUAUAAUGAGUUAUUGAGUGUCCUUUUACCGUCCGUUUACGACAUCUAUUGAACGCCUGGUGUAGAUUUAUCUCAUGUAACUAACCGUCAUUUGGUGGCGGCGUUAGUGAUUGCGUCAUCUAUGGUUGCCACCUUUUUUUGAAUAAAUGUCGUAUUUUCCCCAAAAAAUAUGCAACAAUAUAGUGCUUUUGGGAAAUUCAAGAAAAAAAGUACAAUUUUUAAUCGAUACUUUUUUCCAUAAAUAUUUGUGAUUGCUCUUCGCUUUGGCCAUCAAUGAACCUUUAAAAUAAUUAUUGGAAUCUGAGCAAUCUAGAUUCAUAUUAAAAUAAAUUAACAAUUCAUUUUAAUUAAAUUAAUAUCUACACGCUCUAUUUUUUCUUCUCUCCAUUUUACAUAUAUGUGUGAAAAAACUCUUUGCGUAAAACUUACUUGUCCCGAACUUCCAGUCACAGUUAAUAUAAAAUAAAAAAGCUCUACAGUUGAAUUAGGGAUAAAAAUAUAGUAUUUUUCGUAUUAUAUUAUUUUUCUAUAAUUUAUAGAACAAUAAUUGACUGAAAUAUAGUACGAUACUAUAUAUUAUAGUACGGGUGGCAACCCUAUCAUCAUCCCACUUUGUAAGAUUAUGCUGUAAGAGGACAUGUCAGAAAAAUCGUUUGACUGUCAAUAGAGGGCGGUAUAGCCAUUUCGUUUAGUUGUUGAGCCAGUAGUUGACCAUGCAGCGGGGCUUAGAUUGCUCCACCCGCUGAAGCUAAACGCUCUUCAACAAGGCCACAUGAGUAAAGAAACCGACUCUUUACUCUGUGACAAGGCCUCAUUCUUACUUACUAGAGAAGGCAUUCUAAGCAAAAAUUGUGCACUACUCUAUGUCUUUGCACAUAUGCAGUUGAUUUAAGCGCGUUGCGUCUGCGCGGUCAGUUUUUAAUUUAAGCUUUAAUUUGAAAUCUUGUAUUAUUAGCGCCGCUCCACACUGCAUGUAUAUUGAAACCACAGACUAAUUAGUAGAUUGAAACCACACUAAAUGACACACUGUAUGGUUUGCAGUACAGUUCAGUUGAACAUAGUGUACGUUCGGAAUGCGAAAUCUAGUACGUAGUACAUAUAAUAUAUCGAUGAUUGUCAUACGAGUAGACCCCGCUUAACCGACAGUUAGAGGUGCGCUAGCACUUCUUAUUAGUUUGUGGCUAGAGGUAAUAAAACCACAUACAAUUGGCAAAUAAAAUUUCAUUUAAAUAAUUUAAUUUUGGUCAAGUUUUUUAAAGUUAUUUCUGUUUGAAUAGUGAUUCUCAUAACGCACUUAACGGAAACCACAAGUUUUUGUUAUUUGUCGUAUACUCGUACUAUUAUCGUUCAUGCAUAAACUAUUUUUUGCUAAAAGUUGUAAUUCCUUACAGUUAAUAAGCUAUAUAAAAUAUAGUAUAUGAACCUAUUUAUUUAUUUAAACAAUUAAUAAAUGAUAUUUAUAAUUAAGGCUGUGAGUAUUUAAUGAAUCACUGUAAAAUUGCCCGAAAAGUAAUUAUAAUAUAGUUAAUGUAAAACUAUUUAAGCUUGAAAUUGAAUUUUCGUUAAGAAAUAAAGAAUUUACAUAU
Molecule: messenger RNA, 3468 nt
Organism: Parnassius mnemosyne (clouded apollo)
Lineage: Eukaryota; Metazoa; Arthropoda; Insecta; Lepidoptera; Papilionidae
Source: the annotation of a GenBank genome assembly